Lymnaea stagnalis (great pond snail) is the source of this 1077-nucleotide messenger RNA. NCBI's taxonomy places the organism in Eukaryota, Metazoa, Mollusca, Gastropoda, Lymnaeidae. The record is from the annotation of a GenBank genome assembly.
CAGUGCAUCUACCACUGUGGGGUGACUUUCAUGGUGUGUGUGUCUCCUAGACGAGGAACGGGUGAGGGUGUUUUUUGUUUUUUCAAAAGUGUUUUCUCGUGUACGUGAAAUGAAACAAGUGUUUGUUCCUGCUGGUGCCAGCCUGUGGAGCGCGUGAGUCAUAGAGGCCGGCAGAUACCGAUACUUUCCGCAGUUGGUCUCCGCCAUUUUGUCAUCAUCAUGGGCACCGUCCUGUCGCUUUCACCGCCUUCGCGCCGGCCACUGGGCGAGGAUAUCAACGUGAACAACUACAACUACGAGGUCCUCAACAACCAGAAGAACAACAACAACAACAACAAUCCCAAUGGUAAGGACAAAAGUAUUAAGCGCCACUCGAUAUUUCUGAGCGCGCUCAGCUGGAAGAAAUUCACCGUGAACCCCAAGAAGAAAGAUAAAAAUUUGAUGAAAUUGUCGAAUUCCGCGUUCCUCCAUGGCUCGAAAUUCGACACAAACUAUAACAUCGAAAAUUUUAAUCUUAACAACUUCCAAAAGUCGGUCUCGUGCUACAACCUUAAGGCGGCCCCAGAAGACCCACCAGUUCCUGUUAAGACGACCUCGAUUAAAAAAUUGGAUAAACCGCCGAGCCCUAAGAGGACGGUCAUCCAAGCAUCCACAUCGGAGCUCCUCAAGUGUCUGGGUGAGUUUCUGAAACGGAAGUGCAAACGUCUGAAAAGAUUUGAAGCUUCCGACGCCAUCUUGUGGCUGAGGUCCGUGGACAGGUCACUGCUCCUGCAGGGGUGGCAGGACAUCGCCUUCAUCAACCCGGCCAAUGUGGUCUUCAUCUUCCUGCUCCUGCGGGACCUGCCCUCGGGCGACGUCCACCACGAGCAGGACCUGCAGGCGUACGUGCUCACCUGCCUGUACCUGUCGUACUCGUACAUGGGCAACGAGAUCAGCUACCCCCUCAAGCCGUUUCUGGUCGAGGAGAACAAGGACCGGUUCUGGGAUCGGUGCCUGGUGGUGGUCAACAAGCAUAGUUCCAGCAUGCUGAGGCUCAACAGGGAUCCAGGGUUCUUUACGGACGUGGGGUGUGAGUGA